CCCUCCAUGGUUGCCAUGCGGAAGUGUUCGCCGUCGCUAGGAGGGUGGGCGCACCGGAAGAGGAAGGCGGCAACUUCCGGGUCGAGGAGCGCUGCGGCGGGCCGCAAGAAACAUGAGCUCAGGAGCAAAGAGGAGAGGAAGGCCCAACAGAGGAGGAGGAAGAGGAGGAGGAGGAGGAGGAGGAAAAGGGAGAGGAGGAGGUGGCAGUGGUGGAAGAGGAGGAGGCAGCAGUGGCCGUUCAAACAAGCCUCAGCUCGGUGGAAAUAGGAAAUGUUCAACCAGAAUUUGGGAUGAUGGAGAUGACUUUUGUCUCUUUGAGGAACCAAGGCUGGAAACCAGAUCAAAUGUUUCUUCCAGAAGAGGAGGGCAAACGAAACAAAGACCUGAAGCCAAAAUGCCUCUGCAGACCAUCCAUAUGACAACAGAGAAUCAGAGAAGAGUGAAGGAACUUCUUCGAGAGCUUCAAGGGCAGGAUCUGGCUCCUGAAUCAGAAGUAGCUGGUUCUGGUGAAGAUGACGAUGAACCUGAUUACCUUGAUGAUGAGCAGUGCUGGUCAACAGAUCAGGAAGUUUCUGACGUGACACCAAGGUCUUCUGCUGAGGUAGCUGCCCACAACAUUGUGGAAAGCGAAGUGUCUCCAUUUGCUGUGCACAAGCUCUCCAGGUAUGGUUUUGACAGUGAGCGUUGUAGGACCGUCCUGAGAUCCUGCAAUGGUAACAUUGGGGCAUCUUUGGAGCAUUUGCUAUUGCAGUGCUUUGCUGAGAGAUAUGGAGACAAGAUGCAGAUUUCUGCAACAGCUGCUCAGGCCAGUCAAGAAGAAUGUUUAGAACAGAGACAGGAAGAAGCUUUUGCCCUACGGUCAAUCUAUGGAGAAAAAUUUGUAGAAAGAAUUCAAAACAGAGUUUGGACGUUUAGUUUGGAACUGGAAUACCUAACAAACAGGCUCAGCAAAUCUAAACAAAAGGGUGGUUGUGCGAGGGACACAGCAAAGCAGACUUCAAAAGAAAUAUGUAAAUUUUAUCUCCAAGGAGGCUGCAAAUUUGGUUCAAAAUGCAGAUUCGGGCACGAAUUCCCUCCAAACCACCCACUGAGAUCAGCCAAGAACUCCGUAGAUGAUUCCCACCUCAGAUCUAACAGUGAUGGUCCCAUAUAUGAACUUGAAGUAAGAUUUCCUGAAGAAAACAAGUAUCCACUCCAGGCACCUCUUGUGGCAUUUUAUACCACCGAUGAGAAUCUGCCUCUUGCCUGUCGUCUGCACAUCGCCGAAUUCCUUUUUGGAAAGGCUUUGAUAGCUGCAGAGUCUGGUGAACCGGUGGUGUACACAUUAGUGACGGCCUUAGAAGAUGAAUCUGAAAUAGGCGACGUACUUGGAAGCACUCGCCACAAAUACAGCGCUCCUCCUGUUUCCCAUCUGGCAGCGCGUCCAGUAAAGCUGCAUACAGAGUCUGCGUCUGCUUCAAAUCAAGUAUCAGAAGCUUCGGCAGCAUCAGAGCCUCCAGAGGAAGAGGUGGCAGAAGAAGAGGAGGAGGAUGAGCCCCAACAAGUCAUUGUGGAGAAUGAGAGUUAUGUGAACCUCAAGAAAAAGCUUUCUAGAAAGUAUGAUGUCCACUCCAAAUCUACAUAUAAUGAAAACGUUAAAAUCUGUAUGCAAUUUCGGCUGAAAAAGUCUUCUAGACGCUUCCAGUCCAUGCUGCAUGAAAGGCAGAAGCUCCCUGCAUGGCAAGAGAGAGAAACUAUUCUUGAUUUGCUGACAAGUCACCAAGUUCUUGUUGUGAGUGGCAUGACAGGAUGCGGGAAAACCACUCAGAUUCCUCAGUUUAUUUUGGAUAACUCAUUGCAAGGUUCUCCAAACACAGUUGCAAACAUCAUCUGUACUCAGCCUCGCAGGAUCUCUGCCAUUUCUGUGGCUGAGCGUGUAGCCAAAGAGAGAACAGAAAGGGUUGGUGUCACUGUUGGCUAUCAGAUCCGCUUAGAAAGUGUAAAGUCCUCAGCUACCAGACUGCUGUACUGCACCACAGGUGUGCUGCUGAGGAGGCUUGAAGGUGAUCUGACUUUGCAGGGCAUUACACACGUUAUUGUUGAUGAGGUUCAUGAAAGAACGGAAGAAAGUGACUUCUUGCUGCUGGUUUUGAAGGAUAUAAUGAUUCAGAGACCAGACCUGCGCAUUAUCCUAAUGAGUGCCACCUUGAAUGCAGAGCUUUUCUCUCAAUACUUUCACUCCUGUCCAAUUAUUAACAUACCAGGUCGAACAUUUCCUGUAGAUCAGUUUUUUCUGGAAGAUGUGAUUGCAAUGACAAGGUAUGUCUUAGAGGACAGCAGUCCCUACAGGCGCAAGACAAAGCAAGAAAACAAACUGACUGCAAGACACAAAAGAACUGCAUUUGAAGAAGUGGAGGAGGACUUGAGACGUGCUGGUUUGCUGGAAGAUGCUGACUCAGCUGUCAAGGAUUCAGACCCUGACCAAAAAUUGACUCUGAAGCAGCUGCUUAAGCGAUACAAAGGGGUCAACAAGACGGUGUUAAAAACAAUGUCUGUCAUGGACUUGGACAAAGUUAAUCUGGAAUUAAUUGAAGCCUUGCUGGAGUGGAUAGUUGAUGGCAAACAUUCAUACCCCCCAGGUGCUGUGUUAAUAUUUUUGCCUGGUCUAGCAGAAAUCAAGAUGCUUUAUGAGCAGCUCCAGUCUAAUGCCCUUUUUAAUAACAGACACAGCAAGAGGUGUGUUGUUUAUCCCCUUCAUUCUUCGCUGUCCAGUGAAGAACAGCAGUCUGUGUUCCUCCGCCCUCCUGCAGGAGUUAUCAAAAUCAUCAUCUCUACCAACAUUGCAGAAACAUCUGUCACCAUUGAUGAUGUGGUCUAUGUGAUUGAUUCCGGAAAAAUGAAAGAGAAAAGGUAUGACCCAAGCAAAGGAAUGGAAAGUCUGGAAGACACGUUUGUGUCCAGGGCCAAUGCUCUGCAAAGGAAAGGACGAGCGGGCCGUGUGGCCUCAGGUGUCUGCUUCCAUCUUUUUACUAGCCAUCACUAUAACCAUCAGCUCAUAAAACAGCAGUUACCAGAAAUACAAAGAGUGCCCUUGGAGCAGCUUUGUCUGAGAAUUAAGAUUCUGGAGAUGUUUUCUGCACAGAGCCUUCAUUCUGUUCUGUCACGACUAAUUGAGCCCCCCAGAACUGAGUCUCUGCGGGCAUCAAAGCUGCGUCUACAAGACUUGGGAGCGUUAACUGCAGAUGAAAAGCUCACUCCUCUGGGAUAUCACUUGGCUUCCCUGCCUGUUGAUGUCAGGAUUGGCAAACUAAUGCUGUUUGGCACCAUCUUCCGCUGCCUGGAUCCUGCACUCACAAUAGCAGCCAGUCUGGCUUUUAAGUCACCCUUUGUGUCCCCGUGGGAUAAAAGGGAAGAAGCAAACAAAAAGAAGUUGGACUUUGCAGUAGGAAACAGCGACUAUCUGGCUCUUCUUCAGGCGUAUAAGGGAUGGCGUUUAAGUACCAAAGAGGGCUCUCAGGCAAGCUACAACUAUUGCAGGGAGAACUUCUUAUCAGGAAGAGUUCUUCAGGAAAUUGCUAGUCUGAAAAGACAGUUCACAGAGCUGCUUUCCGACAUUGGGUUUGUGAAGGAGGGGUUAAGAGCCAGGGACAUUGAGAGGAAGUGGUCCCAGGAAGGCGAUGGUGUCUUGGAUGCCACAGGAGAAGAGGCGAAUUCAAAUGCGGAGAACAUCAAGCUGAUCUCAGCUAUGUUGUGUGCUGCGCUGUAUCCCAACGUUGUCCAGGUUAAGAAGCCAGAGGGCAAAUAUCAGAAGACCAGUACAGGAGCUGUCAAAAUGCAACCAAAAGCAGAAGAGCUGAAGUUUGUUACAAAAAAUGAUGGUUAUGUUCACAUUCACCCUUCAUCUGUGAAUUAUCAGACCAGGCACUUUGAGAGCCCCUACCUGGUGUACCACGAGAAGAUCAAGACCAGCCGCGUGUUCAUUCGAGACUGCAGCAUGGUGUCAGUGUACCCGCUGGUGCUGCUGGGAGGCGGGCAGGUUCACAUGCAGCUGCAGAAGGGAGAGUUUGUCAUUUCCCUCGAUGACGGGUGGAUACGGUUUGUGGCAGCCUCUCACCAGGUGGCUGAGCUGGUGAAAGAGCUGCGCUGUGAACUCGACCAGUUGCUGCAGGAUAAGAUCAAGAAUCCCAGCAUGGAUUUAUGCAUGUGCCCUCGUGGGUCUCGCAUCAUUGGUAUGAUUGUAAAGCUUGUGACCACACAGUAAGGUGUGAGUGGCUUUCUGUAAAGACGCAGCCUGCGUCGUUAGAGCCUGAUAACAGACCAGGUAACAUCAGAGUCUUUAUGUAUUUGUUAUCUGAGAACAUGGGGCUGAUCUCUGGAACACCAGGCUGGCAGUGAUGCUGUUGGCUGGUGUGGGUUUUUAUUUUGACAGUUUGCAGAAAGCUUGCCUGUUGCUAACAGCAUGCCUUACAGUAGGACACAGGAAAAUGGCAAAUUUUGCAGGAGGAGUAGAAACCAACUAUAAGAGCACGUUUUUCUGUGAAACUGUACAUUGGCAGAAAGGGGUUGUGGUCACAGAACUGCUACACAGCUGCUGCUUCUAAUGAUGUCUGAAAGCAUCUGCUCUUAAAUUGGUUCAAACUCAAUUCUACAUUUUGAGCGAGAUUUCACUGAGGCGAUUGGUCUUUAACCCAAAGCCCUUAAAAAGGGAGACUCAGUCUAAGAGUCCAGUUGGACUAACUUCCUGGAUCAGCACAGAAUGCUGUGGCUUAAAUGUAUUGCUGCAGGAAAAGGUGGCUAUUUCCCCUGAAAGAAGGGUUUUUCAGGCCUCCUGAACUGUGGAACACAGCAGAAAGGGGGGAGGGGACUGCUGUAGCCCCCUGAAAAAUUACUUCACUGGAACAUAGUGCUGGUUGUUAAAUGCUUCUCAGGGGUGGUAUUCCUCCUGCCACCGUUGUAUCACUGACUUUGGAGGAGGGGAGGGAAUUUUCACCAGUCUUGCUCUGAGGAAGCACUGUUAACAGACACGUGUGAAGACUACAGUAAUGAAAUAGUAUUACUUCCUUUAUCACACUGCUGGUUUGUGAUGUUUAGGGUUUCAGAACUGGAACUGCUCGAUGUAAUGGCAGUUGCAAAUGGUAGUAGUUGAUUUUGCUGUCGUCUGUGGUAGAAAAACAGCAAACACCAUCUCUACCACCAGACGUGCCUACAAGCAGCCUACAAGCAGCCUUCAAGCUGAGGAAGGAGCAGAGUGGCAAGCAUUUCUCUAGUUAAAUAUGUGCAGAAGCGGUGAAAAAAAGAGCAUAAACUGUGCUAAGGCUGACUACUGCUACAGUAGGACAGGUUCUGCACUACGCUGAGUUGCAGAAGACUCUCCUGUACCUCUGCCCCACACCUUGUUGAUGCCAGCAAGAGAACGCAUCAACAGUAGCACCAUCUUCUGUAGCUGCAUACCUGGACAUUGCUACUUGGUUUUUCUGAGGUCUGGCAAAGAGCUGCUUAAAGCCAACUACUCUUGUGCAAACUUUGUAGCGCUUCAGAGAAGUUUUCUGUGUGUUGUCAAGACAGUGUGCAGCCCUUAGCUGUAUGAGGUGGCACCAUCAAAAGUGAUGCU
Molecule: messenger RNA, 5590 nt
Organism: Lagopus muta (rock ptarmigan)
Lineage: Eukaryota; Metazoa; Chordata; Aves; Galliformes; Phasianidae
Gene: DHX57
Product: DExH-box helicase 57
Exons: 24
Coding region: 113-4240 (1375 amino acids)
Cellular component (GO): intracellular anatomical structure
Molecular function (GO): metal ion binding; protein binding; ATP binding
Source: RefSeq, a predicted model, not a curated record